AUAAUAGAAUCCACCAAGAAGAAAGAUAGGAUCCAAAACGCAUAUGCUACAUGUGUUAGAUUAUCACACAUAGCUGGACUCCGGAGAUAUGAUCCAACAAAACCAAAUCCCUAAAUCUGCGUUUGUGUUCUCAAAUUCAAACAAUUGCUGAACAACCAUUUGACUCCUAUUCCACUUCUCUCUCAAUUUUGAUUCUAGGGUUUCUUUUAUGAUCAAUUAUCAACCCUUCAUUUUUAUUUCCUCCAAUUCUAUUGAUAUAUAAGACAUACACGCAAUUCAGUUAUUUGCCCCUCAAUCCCAGCUCAAUUUGAUGAAAUUCCCCCAAUUCCAAUUGCAUUAACAAAUCUCCCCCAAUUUCCCUCGUACAUUGAACGUGUUUUGAGUGGGGGCGGCUUCGAUUUGUUAAUCGCAGGAGCAGCAGGAAUGAUCGAAUCCCAAAACAAUUUCUUGCAUUCGUGUUUUGAUCAUAAUGAAGGCUACUAAAAUCCUGCGCAGUACGUCGGCCCCCAACACUUUUUUCGAGUCAUUUUCGACGUCGUCCGCGCCAUCAAUUUCCAUGGCGGCGCCGCGGAGCGUGUACGUGGAGAGCGGCGGCGGCGGGAGGUCGCUGGAUGAGGACAGGGAGAAGAAUGCGGAGUCUCCGACGGACAAGAAAUACAGGGCGGAUAAAUCGCCGCCCUCUAGGUGGGAAUUCGUGGCGGCGUUGGGGGUAUUUUUGGCAUUUUCGUCAGCUUUGUUGUUCAUUUACCUCACGAUGCCCACGGCGGAGUAUGAGAUCCUCAAGCUGCCUCGCACUCUUGCAGAUCUUCGCUUGCUCAAAGAUCAUCUUGCAAGCUAUGCUCGACACUACCCAGCAAAGUUCAUUCUGGGUUACUGUUCGACAUACAUAUUCAUGCAGACAUUUAUGAUACCAGGGACAAUUUUCAUGUCCUUGCUAGCUGGAGCUCUUUUUGGAGUUGGCCGAGGCCUCUUCUUGGUCGUCUUUAAUGCCACUGCUGGUGCAUCGUCUUGUUAUUUUCUGUCUAAACUAAUUGGCAGACCCAUUGUUGUCUGGUUGUGGCCUGAAAAGCUAAGAUACUUUCAGGCAGAGAUAGCAAGGCAUAGAGACAAGUUGCUCAACUACAUGCUCUUCCUGAGAGUUACCCCCACAUUGCCCAAUCUUUUCAUCAAUUUGGCUUCGCCUAUUGUAGAUAUCCCUUUUUAUAUCUUCUUUCUCGCAACUAUCAUCGGCCUCAUUCCAGCCUCUUAUAUUACUGUCAGAGCUGGACUUGCGCUUGGAGAUCUGAAGUCGGUGAAAGAUCUAUACGAUUAUAAGACUUUGGCCGUACUUUUCCUCAUUGGGUCUGUUUUAUUAUUUCCGACCCUCCUGAAGAGAAAAGCGAGUAUAUGAAUAGAGCUGUUCGCACAUUUCCUCCCGUCUCAGUGGAGAAGGAACCCGGAAACACAUGGUCUUCGACAAUUCCUUCAUCCAGGGGUGAGUCUUGAAGUGCAAAUGCUAAGCCUGCUAUUCAUUAUUUCUUUCAAGAUAACACAGCAGAAAUUAUGAGAUAUUACAUUUAUGCGACAUGAAGCAACACAUGAUGUUGCUGUAUGUAUAUAUUCAUUGAAACUCAAAUUUCUAAUGUCGCUUAUAGAGAUAGUUAAUUCUGGUGUUUGCUUCAUACAUCAUUAUUGAGCACUGAGUUAUAUUAUUCUGAUAGAUUAUUGUAUUUCA
Molecule: messenger RNA, 1714 nt
Organism: Salvia miltiorrhiza (redroot sage)
Lineage: Eukaryota; Viridiplantae; Streptophyta; Magnoliopsida; Lamiales; Lamiaceae
Exons: 4
Coding region: 470-1390 (306 amino acids)
Cellular component (GO): endoplasmic reticulum
Source: RefSeq, a predicted model, not a curated record